AGAGCAGCUGCAGUUUCGAGCGCUGCUGCGCUGGUGGUGUUUGAAAUCUCGGCCGUUUUUCAACGCCGAGCCUGACUCGUUAGCCUGACGAGCAGUCUCUUGUCACCAAGAAACACCCCUGAGCCAGCCGGAGUUGGUCGCCGUGUACUGCUGUAUUUCCUCGAGAAGAAAACAAAUCCCGUCACCAUGCCUACCCAAAACCGUAUUGUAAACUUCAAAAACAAGGGCAAAGACCAGCAGGAAAUGCGCCGGCGAAGGAACGAAGUCAGCGUGGAACUACGCAAGCAGCGCAAGGACGACCAAAUCCUCAAAAGGCGAAAUGUCAGUUUUAGCGAGGACCCAGUCAGUCCCUUGCACGAACAGAAUAAGGGAUCGUUUGCAUCUGUGGAGGAAAUGGUUGCUGGCUUGACCAGCCCUGACCCAGACGUGCAGCUGAUGGCUACGCAGUCGGUGCGCAAGAUGCUGUCUCGAGAACGACACCCACCCAUAGAUGCCAUGAUUCAGGCUGGAGUCGUACCUGUCCUUGUGUCAGCACUGGCCAAGGAUUCUUGUCCAUCACUGCAGUUUGAGGCAGCCUGGGCCCUGACCAACAUUGCAUCUGGGACAGCCGAGCAGACGGACACUCUGAUUCAAGCCGGUGCUGUGCCUCUGUUUGUGCGGCUGCUGGGCUCGUCCCAUGCCAAUGUGUGCGAGCAGGCCGUCUGGGCCCUGGGAAACAUCGCGGGUGACGGCCCCAGCCUGCGAGACCUCGUGUUGCAAGCUGGCAUCCUCAAGCCCCUGCUUGCACUUGCACGACCAGAUGCCCCUGCACCGUUCAUCCGCAACGUUACAUGGUCCCUACCGGGAGGUGGUGGCGGACGCUUGUUGGGCCCUGUCAUACCUGACGGACGGUGCCAACGAGCAGAUCGAAGAAGUUGUGCAGCAGCCUGGUGUGGUCUCCCGCCUGGUGGAGCUGCUGGGCGGUGGCCAGCACCCGGUGUCAGUGGUGACCCCCGCCCUGCGUGCCCUGGGCAACAUAGUGACUGGCAGCGACGCGCAGACGCAAGCAGUGAUCGAUGCAGGCGCACUGGUGCCUCUGCGCGCCCUGCUGCGCCACCCCAAGGCAAACCUGCAGAAGGAGGCCGCCUGGGCGGUGUCGAACAUCACCGCGGGCACCGAACAACAGAUCCAGGCAGUCGUGGACGCCGGCCUCAUCGAGCCCCUGAUUGAGGUGCUGGCCACAGGGGACGCACGCAGCCAAAAAGAGGCAGUCUGGGCUGUCACCAACCUUACCUCGGGUGGCUCCCUCGCCCAGGCCGUGUACGCACUGCAAGCAGGUGUGCUGCCGCCAGUCUGCGAUUUGCUCACCGUCCAAGACCCCAAAACCCUGCUGGUGGCCCUGGAUGCAAUUCGUAACCUCCUGGGGGCUGGCGAAAGGCUGAACGAGCGAGACCAUGUCUGCUCGAUGAUUGAGGAAGCUGGUGGCCUGGACAAAAUCGAGGCUCUGCAACAUCACGAGAACGCAGAAGUCUACCGUGCUUCUCUUUCCAUCAUUGAGGAGUUCUUCUCAGACGAGUCUGAAGAUUACAACCUGGCGCCUGAAGCUGGCGGUGAUGCUUUCGCCUUCUCAGCACCGGCCCCCUCCGACCAAGGCUUCUCGUUUUGAGUGUUGUACAGCACCUCCAUGUACAGAAUGUUUAUAGCCUCAUUUUAAACACCAC
This is a messenger RNA of Rhipicephalus sanguineus (brown dog tick), 1700 nucleotides long. RefSeq names its product importin subunit alpha-1. The record is from RefSeq and is a predicted model, not a curated record. Gene Ontology annotation, molecular function: protein binding; nuclear import signal receptor activity. Gene Ontology annotation, biological process: NLS-bearing protein import into nucleus. NCBI's taxonomy places the organism in Eukaryota, Metazoa, Arthropoda, Arachnida, Ixodida, Ixodidae. Gene Ontology annotation, cellular component: cytoplasm; nucleus.